Messenger RNA from Pseudocercospora fijiensis CIRAD86, 1285 nucleotides. RefSeq lists its product as uncharacterized. Gene Ontology annotation, biological process: peptidyl-proline hydroxylation to 4-hydroxy-L-proline. NCBI's taxonomy places the organism in Eukaryota, Fungi, Ascomycota, Dothideomycetes, Mycosphaerellales, Mycosphaerellaceae. The transcript has 2 exons. Gene Ontology annotation, cellular component: endoplasmic reticulum. Gene Ontology annotation, molecular function: iron ion binding; procollagen-proline 4-dioxygenase activity; L-ascorbic acid binding. The record is from RefSeq and is a predicted model, not a curated record. The coding region runs from base 141 to 977 and encodes 278 amino acids.
GGUUCUCGCUUAACAAGAGUCAUCAGGCACCAGCUGCGCCAUCAGGCGCCCAGAAAUGCCGCUGAAAACAAAAGCGAUCGGCCGGCUGUAAAGACUCGACAUUCUGUCCCUAGACACUCGAGUGAGCGAAACAAAGAACGAUGUCGAUUUUACCAGGAGAUUUCUUGGCCAGGCCCGCGCCGAACAUGACUGCCAAAAAGAUCGACUUUUCCCAAACAACGUUACCAGAGUACCACGGUCUCUACGCCGUCAUUCUCGACGAUGUGCUCAGCGCAGAGGAAUGCGAUCAGUUCAUCAAGGCUGCUGAGGCUACGACCAAAGGCGAGUGGGAGCGUGCCAUGAUCAAUGUCGGUGGCGGUCGUCAGCGUCUGAUGACUGACUCGCGCAAUUGCGGCCGGAUCAUCUGGGACUCGAAAGAAGUUGUCGCCAAGAUCUGGAAGCGAAUCGAGCAUGUACCAGAAGUGCAGGAAAUUGUGCGCUUGCAAAAUGUGCCCGAAGUCUUCGGCAAUGGUCCCGCGAAACGAGACGAGGUGUGGACAUUUACCCGGCCGAACGAACGCAUGCGAUUCCUCAAGUAUGUUGGCGGAGAGUACUUUCGUCCCCACUGCGAUGGAAGUUAUGAGACGCCCGGUAAAAAGGAGCGCUCCUAUUUCACCCUUCACCUGUACCUCAACAACGCCGGCGUUCCCACUCCGGACGAGCGUGCGGAGAUGGACCCGAAGGAUAGGCUUGCAGCAGAGAAGGUGGCGUUGACGGGCGGUGCAACUACGUUCCACUCGCUCAGCUGGAACAAUGAUCGAGACUUCGAUGUCCUUCCAAAGACUGGUCGGAUCUUGCUCUUUCAACAUAGGAAUCUGUUGCACAGCGGAGCCGAUGUCGUGCAAGGGGUGAAGUACACCAUGAGGACUGACCUGUUGUACGCUCGGGAGAGCUCAGCCAGUGGAACGCAGAGCAAGAUGCCGGCUCUGGACGAUUGAAGGAACGUUUGUUUUGAACGCGGAGUCUUGUUGCGAGACUGCAUGCUCCGUGUCACAAGUGCAGCCAGUGUGCUUGCCGUGAGGAGAGCGCGUUCUUCGUCUCCAGAAGAGUCAUAUUCCAGCAUGCCAAUAUUACAGAAGACGCGUUGGACGUUAGCCAAUAUACCAUGCUCUUUCUGGGUGCAUCUUGGCGAUCCGUAAAGGACCAUGAAGUGGAGGGAGACGGGGAUCGGUGCUCGUUCGAGAGCAGUCUCCAGGAGUGCGUCCAAGGCUAGAACUAGAUAUCAACGUAAGCAUUUUUUGAUUUC